GUUCGUCCACCGAAUUCGAUUUCUCACAAUGUAGCAAAUUUGUUGUUGUGGAAGCAGAUGUUGUGUUUAUCGGUAGAUAAAUCAAUCAAUAAAAGUUUUCGUAAAUUUGAGCCAACCUAGAUUUAAAGGCAACAUUCUGUUAAUAGUUUAACCAUAUUUAUAGUAUAUCUCUCGCUAGUUAUUCUUAUCUGAUAACUUUGUAUUAUUUUGAAUAAUUAAAUGCAUAAAAACCGUAUUAUAUACUGCAUAUAUAGGAAACUCAGCUUUUUCAGUCUAAGCUUACUCUGAUAAUGCAUGAAGCGGAAAAAUUUCAAGUGCUAGAAGGACAUAACAGUGAUGUCACUGGUUGUGACUUUUUUGGAUUUAAUUUGGCAACUUGCUCAGCUGAUAAGAGUAUUAAAGUAUGGAGAAAAGAAUCAAAGUACUUCAAGGAGACUGACUUUUCUCCUCUUCUUGAUCAUACAUAUGGAGUUAACUGUGUUCGUUUUUCACCAUUUGGAACUCUUUUAGCAUCUUGUUCCACUGAUGGUAAAGUCAUUCUUUGGAAUGCUCAGGAUGGUGAAAAGGUUUGUGAGCUUCAACACUUAAGUGGGUCUCCUAUUCGUGUAUGCUGUUUUAGUCCUACAUCUGCUGUACUUGCUACUGGAGGAGAUGAUGAAAAAGUUGUAUUGUGGGAUCUUGCGACAAAAUGUUUGAUGAGGGUUCUUGAGGGACAUGAAGCUAUGAUAACCACUUUAGCUUUCAGUCCAGACAGUUCCUUUUUAAUAUCAUGCUCAACAGCUGGAGAUUUAAUGUUGUGGGAUGCUCGCUAUGGCCAUGGAAAGUGCUUGUCAUCUGUACCAGAUGCUCAUGAUUUAGGGAUUCUUGGUUGCGAUUUUAGUCCUCAGUAUGACGCAGUAUCUGAAGGUGGAUUUAUUAAUGCAAAUUAUAUUAUUUCGACUUGUGGUAAUGAUGAUCUUGUGAAGCUCUGGUGUAUCAAAACUGUUUCAAUUAAAAAUAUAACUCUUCUUAUGAAAUUAGAAGGACAUUCUGGAAAUGUUAUGUCUUGUCGUUUUUCACAUGAUGGAACACUGUUAGCAUCAACAGGUGGAGAUAGAUGCAUUAUUUUAUGGAACCCGGCUAAUGGACAGGCUUUGCAGAAAUUAGAAGGACAUAACAGGUAUGUUACAUGUUCUGCUUUCUCUGAUUCCAUUCUUAUGGCUUCUGGAUCAAAUGAUAAAACUGUUGUUAUAUGGUCUUUGGAUAAAGAUAAACUGUUAAAAUCAGCUGCAGAAACGAUUGCUGAAAAAGAGAAGAAAUUUAUUAUGGAUGAGAAAAAGCAAAAUAUUCUGAUAUGGACUGUUGAAGAUGUGCUUAACUGGUUGAAAUCUCUUAAUCUGGAAGACUUAAAUGAAACAUUCCAUUCUAAUGCCAUUGAUGGUAAAGAGCUUAUGCAUUUAAAUCAUGAAACUUUGCUCACUGUCCUGAAAAUAGAGAGUUUAGGUGUGAGAAACAAGAUCUUGCGUGCUGUUCAGUGCUUAAAAAAUCCUUUGUGGCAGCAUGUAUUUUCUGAUUCUAACGAAGAAGGAAUACUUAGUGAAUUUUAUUGCCCCAUCACUCAAGAAGUUAUGAGAAAUCCUGUUGUUGCUGCAGAUGGCUACAGCUAUGAAAAAUGUGCAAUUCAAGAAUGGCUUGAAAGUGGCAGGGACACUAGUCCAAUGACAAAUGAAACACUUGCUCAUAAACUUCUUAUUCCAAAUUAUGUUCUUCUUCAAUUGAUUCAAAAGUAUAAGUUGUAAAUAUUAAUUUUUUGUUAUGAAAAAUAAAAGUAUUUAUUCUAAGAUGUGA
This is a messenger RNA of Stegodyphus dumicola, 1827 nucleotides long. Its product is annotated as WD repeat, SAM and U-box domain-containing protein 1-like. Gene Ontology annotation, molecular function: protein binding; ubiquitin-protein transferase activity. The record is from RefSeq and is a predicted model, not a curated record. Gene Ontology annotation, biological process: protein ubiquitination. Lineage: Eukaryota; Metazoa; Arthropoda; Arachnida; Araneae; Eresidae.